Messenger RNA from Leucoraja erinaceus (little skate), 9600 nucleotides. Its product is annotated as probable E3 ubiquitin-protein ligase HERC3. The record is from RefSeq and is a predicted model, not a curated record. Gene Ontology annotation, molecular function: ubiquitin protein ligase activity. Bases 84 to 4493 code for a protein of 1469 amino acids. Gene Ontology annotation, biological process: ubiquitin-dependent protein catabolic process; protein ubiquitination. The transcript is spliced from 23 exons. NCBI's taxonomy places the organism in Eukaryota, Metazoa, Chordata, Chondrichthyes, Rajiformes, Rajidae.
CAACGCACUAGUUCCCUGCCUCAGGGCUCAGCCACCAAGAAGUGAAACUGAAACAUACAGGCACUCACUCUCUGCCGAUCAGCAUGAAGAGAAGCAUCUUUCACUGGGGGGAGCUGGGCAGUAGGUUCAGGGGAUCGAAACCCAACAAAGUCCGAAAACUCAUCCAGGCCACCCCUUGGGAAGAACUUGCCGACAACGAGGAAAUUGACCACAUCUGCUGCAGCCCUCAUCUGACUCUGUUCAUCCUGAGGGAUGGCAGGGUUUAUACACGGAGCAACAGCCACAAGAGGAGUGGACAACUGGAGCUGAUCACUGUGAUACAGGACGAGAAGAUUCAUACAGCGGACAUCGGUGGCUCCAACAUCCUCUUCGUUUCUGAAGCAGGAAAUUUAUACUUCAGUAAAGUUCCAAACCAAAAAUGUGGAGUGGCAAAUAAAUCUUUCAUCGUCACAAAACCAAAGUUACUCACCAGCUUUGUAGGGAGGUGUGUCGUUCAAGUUGCCUGUGGAAGCAAUCACUCUCUGGCUCUCUGCAAAGAUGGUCAAGUCUUUGCGUGGGGCAAGAACACAAAUGGUCAACUGGGAGUGGGCGAGGACGUUGGUACCACGCACAGUCCGCAGCACGUGACAGCGCUGGCUGGUAUUCCCUUGGCUCAGAUCACAGCGGGAGGAUCCCACACCAUUGCAGUGUCUCUGUCAGGGACAGUGUUCGCUUGGGGAGCAAAUCACCGUGGGCAGCUGGGUCUAAACGAUGUGAAAGCUCGAUACCAUCCCACUUGUGUGAAGCUUCUGGAGUGUAAGAAAGUCGUGCAGGUGUCCUGUGGGGCCCACCACACUGCUGUGCUGAACAAGGAUGGGCUUGUUUACACCUUUGGAGCGGGAACGUACGGUCAACUCGGCCACAACUCUGACAGAGACGAGCUGAAACCUCGGCUGCUCGAGGGGCUGGAUGGAAUCAAAGACUCCCAGAUUGUCUGCGGGAGUUCCCACACCAUGGUGUUCAGUUCAGCAUCGGGGCAACUCUAUUCCUUUGGCCGUGGAGAGAACGGGCAGUUGGGAACCGGACAAACCAUUGACCAUUUUGUGCCUUGCCUGGUCACCUUCUCAACAGACGGGACCCACAACCUGCAGCCUGCUCCUGGAGGUCUGCUCCAACCAGCUGUGAAAAGGAUAUUUGCAGGUCCCAACCAGAGCGUUGCCUUGUGCUUUGGUGUUAAGGCCUCACACUCUGCUGACUACCAGUCUUCAUUCAAUCCUCUAAGGAGAAUUGUCAUGGCUGAAGACUCAUUCUGGAACACCUGGAGCAUUCUGGAUAAUGGGGAGCUACAGAAGGACAUCAAAGAGGAGAUUGGUCACAUUUUCUCCGCUGAAUGCCUCAACGGGAGCUUCUUGGAAGUCAGUGGGGAUGAGCAUUUCAAAACAGGCAGAGAAACCUCAGGAGUCGACCUGUCAGCUGCAAGUCUCUGGUUUGAGAAACUGGGAAAACAUCCCAUACUUUUGCAAGAGGUCACGACCACAGUGGAGGAAAUUCUAAUUCCCUCCUUGACCAAGUCUCCUGCUGGUGUGGAAGCUCUUCGAGUCUAUCUUGUUCUGCCAGAACUCAUAGAUAUCCAGAUGGAGGAGAACAACUCAGUGAAACUCGCAGGUCUUCUGAGUGCAGCCAUAGUGGCUCUGGAAGAAAGCCAACUGCAGAUACUUGAAUCGUGGUGGAGUAGCCUCAAUGAUUUUUUUUUCAACAAACUGGUGAAUUUGUACAGAAGUGCAUCACACUUCCUUCUUCAGGGGACCUCUAGCAAGCAAGAGACAUUUCCUAAAGAACUUCACAGUUGUCUAUCUGUUUUGCAGAGGCUUUUUAGGGUCAAUUCCACCAGAAAGCCUAAAUACCAGGAGAACAAAUUCUACAUCUGUGCACAAGAAGUUUUUGGUGACACACGUGUCUACUGUAAAGCAUUGCUAGAACUAAUUCCCUACCCUUGUAUUUUUAAUAUGGAAACCAAAAUUGAGAUUUUCAAGACAAUCUGUCAGCUGAGUAUUUGUAAUAAGAAUAUCACUGAUUACAGUAUAAUAUUGGGCAAUAUUAACAGCACUAAUGCAUCUGCUAGGAUUAUCAAUGUAUCUACUGGUUUAGAAAUGGAUGCAUGUACUGAAAACAUUGUUGCUUCUGUUGGAUAUACUGUUACAUCCACUGGGAUCAUUGAGGCUUUUGCUGGAGAUACUGUUACAUCUACUGGGAUCGUUGAAGCAUCAGCUGAAGAUACUGAUACAUCUACUGGAAUCAUAGAAGUCUCAAAUGAGAACACAGAAAUACCUACAAGGGACAUUGAAGCCUCAACUGGGAACCCUAAUGCAUCUGCUGGGAUCAUAGAUCUCUCAGCUGGAAACACUGAUGCAUCUAAUAGUAUUCUUGAUGCUUCCAGCGCAAACAUUGAAGUCUCUAUGCAGAACAGUACAUUCACAGAGAUUGAUCAUAGUUUGGAAUUUGAUAUUUCUACCAGUGUAACUGACGAACCUAUCGGGAUUGUUGAUGCCCCACAGAGGAACACUGAUGGCCCUACUCAGAUCAAUGAUGUCUUGACUGCAAGCACUGAGACAUCCACUGAGAACACUGAGAUAUCUACUGGGAUGAUUGAAAUCUCAGCUGGAGAUAAUGGGAGCACUGAAACAUCAACUGGGAACACUGAGCCAUGUGCCAGGAUGAAUGAUGUACCAAGUGGGAACUCCGAAACAGCUACUGAGAUACCUACUGGGAUCAGUGAUUCACUUACUGAGAUCAUUGAAACCUCAGCUGGAGAUAAUGGGAGCACUGAAACAUUGACUGGGAACACUGAGGCAUCUACUGGGAUGAUUGAGAUUUCUACACGGAACCCAGAACCAUUGACCGAAAUCAUGGAUACAUCUGCCAGGACUGUUGAGACGUCUACUGGUAACACUAAUGACUCGAAUAGGAUCGUUCCUGCCCCUGCACUAAGCCUUGAGUUAUCUGGUGAGAUCGACAUGAACUCCAAUGUGAACGAUUUUGAAUAUGAUUCGACUGAUGAAGUGGACCUUCGGGAGGGUGACGAUGAAUAUGACUGUUUUGGAGAUGAUGAGGAUGAUGAGGAUGAUGACGAUGAUGAGGAUGAUGAGGAUGAUGACAAUGAAUAUGACUAUUUUGGAGAUGAAGACUAUGAUGAGGAUGAUGAGGAUGAUGACGAUGAUGAGGAUGAUGAGGAUGAUGACGAUGAAUAUGACUAUUUUGGAUAUGAUGAUGAUGAUGAUAAUGAUGAUGACGAUGAUAAUGAUGAUGAGGAUGAUGAGGAUGAUGAUGAUGAUAAUGAUGAUGAGGAUGAUGACGAUGAUGACGAUGAUGAUGAUGACGACGAAAUGGAAUUGACAAUUCCUUAUAUGAUGUUAAAUUGUAGCAGCGAUUUUCUACUUAUCAACAGAACAGAGAUCCUUCAAAACACAUUGACACAACUACGAUCCUAUCAGCCAACUGCAUUGCGUAGCUAUUUUCGGGUAAAAUAUGCAUUUUUUUCAUUCCAACCUUCUCAGGUCACAUUUAUAGGUGAGAAAGCCAUUGACGAAGGUGGAGUUUCACGGGAGUUCUUCUCUGUUAUUGCCACGGAAUUUUGCAGUCGACCAAAGAUCCUCAAGCAAUACGAUGAAUCCAGACUUGUUUGGUUCCCGGAAUGGGAGCCAGAAAUCAAUGAUGUAUUUCGCCUGCUGGGCAUUAUCUGCUGGCUGGCCCUGUACCAUGGUCAUGUGGCGGACUUCCACUUCCCAUUGGCCCUCUACAAGAAGCUGCUAAAUGAACAACCUACUCUCGAUGACCUGAAGGAACUCUCCCCAACAGUCGGCCGAAAUCUUCAGGAACUUCUCAAUUAUGAGGGUGAUGACUUGGAGGAGAUAUUCUGCAUGGAUUUCACAAUUGGGGCAGACAUGGCUGAUGGAUCAAUAACCAGACAUGAACUCAUUCCUAAUGGUAUAAACAUUCCAGUGGAAAGCCACAACAGGAAGUUAUUCGUUGACAAAUAUGUGGACUACAUAUUUAACACAUCGGUGGAGAAACAUUUCCAAGCUUUCUCUGAAGGGUUUCGAUAUGUUCCUUUGCCAGUUGUAGAUUUGUUCCUUCCUGACGAAUUGAUGGCUCUUCUCCAAGGAAACAUGCUGUACGACUGGCCUCAGCUGGAGGAGAACGCCAGUUACAGGUCGGGCUACACAAGAACGGAUGAAGCCAUUGUCCAGUUCUGGCAGAUGUUUCAUGAGCUAACCCAGGAGGAGAAGAAGCAUUUCCUGGCCUUCCUCACAGGUUGUGACAAGGUUCCCAUUGGAGGCAUGGGCAAGUUCAGGAUCGUCAUUCAGGAGGAUUUCAGAACUGAUCCGGAUUUGUACUUCCCGACUGCUCACACCUGCUCCCAAAUCCUGGAUCUUCCCCGGUACAGCAGUGCGGAGAUCCUGAGGGAGCGGUUCCUCCGAGCGAUUGGAUGCAGUCGGGGGUUCGGGAUUGCCUAGUGGCUGAAAUCAUCUGCUGCUCCUGAGCGUCUCUGAGCAAGUGGAAAUCAUGUUGCACGUGCCCAAUGGUUCAGUGGUUUCUUUAUUAUCACGUGUAGCAAGGUACGGUGAGAAGACAGUCUCAGCAAGACCCAGGCAGAGAUGAGGAGGUACCAGGCCCUUCGGCCCACCAUGUCUGCGCUGAACACAAUGUCAAUUUCCCAGUCACCAGUGCAAAGCACCACACAACGUGCUGGAGUAACUCAGAGGGUCAGGCAACAUCCGUGGCAACAUGGAUAGGUGAUGUUUUCGAUCGGGUCGGGAAGGAUCCUGAGGUACUCCAGCAUUUUGUGUCUUGUUUGUUUGUAAACCAGCAACUGGAGUUCCUCAUAAUGACAGGUAGAUCUGUUAUCAUAAGUGUUUCCACUAACACAGAUUGGAUGUCACACAACUGUUGCAUUGGGGAACAUCCCUUUUAUUACUUUUAUAACCUUUUAUUGGUUAUAAUAGCAUUUCGAUCAGUAACUAGAAAACUGCUUAAAUGUAACUUUGAAAAUUGCUAAGCAUUAAAAAAACCUAUCCUAGAGUCAUAGAAUGAUACAGUGUGGAAACUGUCCCAUUAGCCCAACCUGACCACACCGUCCCAGCUACACUAGUCCCACCUGCCUGCGCUUGGUCCAUAUCCUUCCAAACUUGUCCUAUCUCUUUCCCAGAGUAGGGGAAUUGAGAACCAGAGGACAGAGGUUUAAGGUGAAGGGGGAAAGAUUUUAUAGGAGUCUGAGAGGUAACUUUUUUACACAAAGGGUGGUGGUUGUAUGAAACGAGCUGCCUGAGGAGGUAGUUGAGGCAAGGACUAUUGCAACAUUUAAAAAGCAAUUAGACAGGUACAAGGAUAGGACAGGUUUAUAGGGAUAUGGGCCAAACGCAAGCAGGUGGGACUAGUGUAAAUGGGACAUGUUGGUCGGUGUGGGCAAGUUGGGCCGAAGGGCUCGUUGCCACACUGUAAUAAAAUUUGUUAAGAAUUCAUCAAUCCCGUCCGUUAGGAAUUCUUAACAAUUGCACAUGAAACGACAGAAAUUAACGACAAAUAGUUCUGCAAUAAUACACGUUUCCUUAAAGCUCAUUGGAUACAACGUGAUUUAUGACCUAGAAACGGUAUUUUUAUUAGGGGGGCAAAUUGGGCAAAUUGUAACACAUAGACUUGAGGAUUUUUAGUUUGUACAAAAAUAAACUUGUAGCUAGUGAAAACGCCUUUGGUUUGAAAGUCCAGCAGGGAAAAUAACUUAAUACAGCAAGUCUAAAACUCUCAGCCCCAAAACACUUUUUUACAUUGACAGAAUUAUUGUUAAACUGUAAUUAGUCUCAGCGGUUUCUUCAAAAUGUAUCGAUUGCACUAUAGCAAUACCACCUAUAUUUUGUCAAAAAACUUUGGAAUGAAUUUCAGUUAGAGUAAAAGAGUCAAGAGUGUUUUAUUGUCAUGUGUCCCAGAUAGGACAAUGAAAUUCUUACUUGCUGCAGCACAACAGAAUAUGUAAACAUAGUACAUAACGGGAGAAAAAAAGUUCAGUGUGUAUAUAAACACAUGCACACAUACUCAAUAAAUAAACAAAUAUAGUGCAAUAAUAAUAAUAGUCUGUUGCAGUUCAGAGAUGAUUUGUUGUGUGUUUAAUAGCCUGAUGGCUGUGGGGAAGGAGCUGCUCCCGAACCUGGACGUUACAGUUUUCAGGCUCCUGUACCUUCUUCCCAAUGACAAUGGUGAAAUGAGUGUGUGGCCAGGAUGGUGUGGGUCUUUAAUGAUGUUGGGCGCCUUUUUGAGGCUGCGACUUCGAUAAAUCCCUUCGAUGGUGGGGAGGUCAGAGCCGGUGAUGGACUGGGCAGUGGUCACAACUUUUUGCAGUCUUAUCCGUUCCUGGACAUUCGAGUUGCCGAACCAGGCCACGAUGCAACCAGUCAGUACUGUGCACCUGUAGAAGUUCAAGAGAGUCCUCCUUGACUUACCGACUCUCCGUAAUCUUCUCAGGAAGUAGAGGCGCUGAUGUGCCUUCUUUAUAAGAAAACACUGAGCAGCCAACUUAACCAGAUACCAAAAGUGUAAAACCACAGUCUGUAGUAUAUUCAAAACCAAGUCCAUCGAAGAUCAUAGUUGCGGAUGCUAUUGUUCAGGAGACUGAUGGUUGAUUGGAAGAAACUGCUCUUGAAUCCGGAGGUUUUCAGGCUCCUGUACCUUCUUCCUGAAGGGAGCAGCAAGAUGAGAGCGUGGCCAGGGUGGUGUGGGUUUUUAACUAUAUUGGUUGCCUUUUUCAGGCAGAACUUCCGAUAGAUGGCUUUGAUGGUGGGGAGGUCAGUAGCUACGAUGGACGGGCAGUGUCCACCACUUUCAGGGGUCUUCUUCAUUCCUGAGGGUUUGAGUGCACGCACUAGGCCAUGAUGCAAAGUCUUUACCAGUUGGGGAAGGAAGCGAUUUCUGGGUCUUAACGCGUAUUAAUGCAAUAACACAAUAAAUUAACAAUCGGUAAUAUAACCAGUUCAUACUUCUUGAAAACCAAAGUCCGUAGUGGAACCAAAACAAUCUGCCUCAAUUACCUGCUCUGGCAUUCCAUAUACCCACCACCAUUCAUGAAAAGGUUACCCCUCAGGUCCACAUUAAAUCUUUCCCCUCUCACCUAAUUCUUGAUUUCCCUACCCUGGGUAAAAUUCUCUGUGCAUUCACCCUAUCAAUUCCACUCAUGAUUUUAUACACCUCUAUAAGAUCACCCCUCAUACUCCUGCUCUCCAAGGGAUAAAGUCAUAGCCUGCCCAAUGUCCCCCCUGUAGCUCAAGCCCUCCGAUCCUGGCAACAUCUUCGUAAAUUUCUGCACUCUUUCCAGCUCAAUGGCACCUUCCUAUAGUAAGGCAACCAAAACAACAUAAAACUGCACAGGCAGCACAGUGAUGCAGCAGGGUAACGUUGCUGUCUCCCAGCGCCAGAGACCCAGGUUAGAUCCUGACCUCAAGUGCUAUCUGUGAGGAGUUUGCACGUUCUCCCUGUGACUGUGUGGGUUUUCUCCGCAUGCUCCCAAAGGCACGUGGGUUUGUGGGUUAAUUGGCUUCUAUAAAUUGCCCCUAGUGUGUAGAGAGUGGAUGAGAAAGUGGGAUAACAUAGAACUAGUAUGAAUGGGUGAUCGAUGGUGGACAUGGACUCGGUGGAGUGAAGGGCCAGUUUCCAUGUGGUACUUCUAAACGAGAGUAAACUAAACUAAUGCCCAUGUCCCACUUAGGAAACCUCUGGAGACUUUGCGCCUCACCCAAGAUUUCUGUGAGGUUGUAGGUGGUUGCCGGAGGUUGCAGGUAGUAGAAGCAGGUAGGGAGACUGACUAAAACCUUCGGGAACCUCCGGGAACUGCACGGAACCCUUGGGUGGGGCGCAAAGUCUCCAGAGGUUUCCGUUCAGGUUUCCUAAGUGGGACAGGGGCAUAAAUAAAACAAUAAUCCAAACGUGGUCUCAUCAACCUUUUGUUCAACUGUAACAUAACAUCCCCAAUUCUAUACUGAAUACCCUAACUGUUGAAGGACAAUGUACAAACAGCUGCCAUAUUCCAUGUUUUAUGCUCUAAUAACAUGCUGCAGAAACCAAAUCUUCCUUGUGCCACUUUUGCUUUUGCUUCUAAACGCCUCUGAUCUGUGACCACUGGUGGUCCAUUCUUCUGCCACUGAAAGUGCCUUCUUUUCCCUCUCAGGACCCUGCAUGUCCCAUCACCAUUAUCCUUCCCUCUGAGCCCAACUAUCUUCAGAAUCAAAGGUGUUUUAGUGUCACAUGUCCCAAAAUGAAACAAGUAAAUUCCUACUUGCAGCAAUGGAUGGCGCAGUGGUGAAGUGGUGGAGUUGCUACUUCACUGUGCCAAAUACCCUGGUUCGAUCCUGACUAGGGGUGCUGUCUGUAUGGAGUUUGCACGUUCACCCUGUGACCGCGUAGAUUUUCUCUGGCUACUCUGGUUUCCUCCCAUGUUCCAAAGGCUUGUAGGUCAAUUGGCUUCUGUAAAUUGUCCCAAGCGUGUAGGAUAGAACUAGUGUACGGGGUGAUCAUCGGUCGGUGCAGACUCAGUGGGCUGAAGGGCCUAUUUCCACGCUGUAUAUCUAAACUUAGCUAAAGCAACAGCACAACAGGUUUGUAAACAUAGAUGAUGUAAUAAGCAAGCAAACAAAAAGAAGUUCAAGAAAUUCUUCUUCGUAUCGAGUCCACACACAAGGUUAGAAGUUGUUCAGCCAGAGCUGAACACACGUCUUGGCAUCUGCAUAGAAUGGUGUCUGUCUUGUGCUUCUUGUGUGUGGUGGUGGAAAGAUUGAUGAAAACAGGGUCAUGAUGUGAACGCUCUUUCCUUGACCCCAGUAGAAAAAUAAAAAAUAUAUAAUGCAAAACACAUCACAAAGCCCACGGACCUUAGAGCAACCCGGGGAGUUCAUAGUUUGGAGUUUAAUUGGAGUUCAUUGUGUUCAACUGCCUGAUGGUUGUAGGGAAGAAGCUGCUCCUGAACCUGGACAUUACAGUUGACAGCUACACCUUCGUCCCGAUGGCAGGAAUGAAAUGAGAGUGUAAUUUGAGUGUAAUGGUGUCUGAAUCCCUCACUACCAUCAGCAUUGCCGAAUACCCAAGAGUUCCUCUUAUUCUGCGUGUCGGUGAGUGAAGGAUUGAAGUAGGAAGUUGUGGUUCAGUUUCACAGCCAUGGCUGCUUCACUGGAAUCAGCAAAUAGCCACCACCAAGUCUGUGCUAAACAUUACCGAGGCAGCUGUUUGAAAGAGUUCCUCAAUGAAGUAAUUCUCUCCCUGACCUUUCCUCCCUGUCAACGUUCCCUGUUCUUGUGCAGUUAUUCAAUUCCCUUGCGAGAAUCAUAUCUUUAAUAAGAAGCUUCUCGGAGGUAGAACCUUAUUCCCAGGGUGAAAAUAUCAAAGACUAGAGGGCAUAACUUUAAGUUGAGAGGGGUAAAGUUUAGAGGAGAUGUGCGAUGAAAGUUUUCUUGUCUUGCUUACUUCCUUCUCAUAACAUAAAACUAGAGGUUGUACAUAGAAUGGAUUACGGUAUUACAUAGUUGGCACCUAAAAUUAGGUUCCACUGUACUGUUUUGUACUGUAUUAACUUCUAAUAAAAUAAGC